Molecule: messenger RNA, 1338 nt
Organism: Cornus florida
Lineage: Eukaryota; Viridiplantae; Streptophyta; Magnoliopsida; Cornales; Cornaceae
Exons: 1
Coding region: 1-1338 (445 amino acids)
Biological process (GO): DNA integration
Molecular function (GO): nucleic acid binding; RNA-DNA hybrid ribonuclease activity
Source: RefSeq, a predicted model, not a curated record
AUGGAAUUCUUUUUCAAGUACAUUCCACAAAAGACAGUUAAAGGAAGGGCAAUGGCAGAAUUUCUAGCAGAUCACCUUUCUACCAAGAUAGAUUCAGAAGUAUGUGACGAGGUGGAUAAUCUCUACCUUGACUAUACAUCUUGGACUCUCAUGUUUAAUGGGUCAAGCACUCAUGAUGGAGGAGGAGCUAGAAUAGUUAUCACUUCACCAAAAGAAAGGAAAACCACAUUUUCUUUCUUCUUGGAUUUCAAGUGUACAAACAACCAAGCUGAGUAUGAGGCACUAAUUAUUGGGUUAGAAAUCCUGCUAGAGCUAAAGGUGGAUAAGGUCCAGAUUAUUGGAGAUUCCAACUUGAUAGUUAGCCAACUUUCUGAAGAAUAUAGAUAUCUCAACUGUCAUUUGAGGCCUUUCCAUUCUUUGGCCUUGGAAUUACUUUACCAAUUUGAUGAUUUCCAACUCAAAUAUUGGCCAAGGCAUUUGAACACGGAGGCUGAUGAUUUGGCACAACUAGCCUCCCGAGUGAAAGUCCCACUAGGAAUUAAAAGAAGGACUCUCCCUUCUAUAGAGUCACGGUAUGAGAUGACAGGUCAUUUCCAAGCUGAUAAGCCAGAAAGAAUCAAACCUGCCAAGAAGACAUGGAAGAUUUUCAAUGUUGAUAUAGAUGAAUUAGACUUGGAUGAUUGGAGAGCACCAAUUAUUCAUUUCUUGCAAGAUCCUAGUGCCAAUAUGGACAAGAGGAUUCAGCUUUUGGCACCUUAUUACAUUUUGAUUGAUGGAGAUCUCUAUAAAAAGAGUAAAGAAAAUGGUCUCUUGCUAAGAUGCCUUAGCAGGAACGAGUCCAUGAGAAUAAUGGUAGAAUCACACCUUGGAAUAUGUGGAGUAUAUCAAGCUAGAAUCAAAAUGAGAUGGCUUCUUAGAAGGUAUGAUUAUUAUUGGAAAAACAUUUUGAAAGAUUGCAAAGAGUUUGCAAAGACUUGUAUUGCAUGUCAGGAAUAUGGCCCGGUCCAAAGGGUUCCAGCAAUAAAUAUGCAGCCAAUAGUAAAAAUAUGGCCAUUUAGAGGGUGGGCUUUGGACUUUAUUGGAAAGUUAAGACCACCAUCUGUAGAUGGCCAUACUUAUAUGGUAGUUACAACAGAUUAUUUCAUAAAAUGGGUGGAGGCCAUUCCAUUAAAGACUUGUGAGCAAUCAACAGUUAUUAAUUUCAUCAAGAAGCACAUUAUACACAGGUUUGGAAUUCCAGAGACUCUCACCACAGAUAGAAGCCUUUCCUUUGUGGGAAGUGAGGUUAUUGAUUAUUGUGCUGAAUGUGGCGUUGUUGUAUCUCUCACAAUCAAAUGA